CAUCGCACGUGUCCCCGCCGGCGCCCGAUCCUCUCGCGUCCAGGCCUCGCGCUCCACCGCCCAAUCGCCGCGUCCGCGGGUCACAGGGACACUGGGACCGGGAGCCGCGCCGCCCGCCCGCCGCCAUGCGGUUCCGCUUCGGGGUGGUGGUGCCGCCCGCGGUGGCCGGGCCCGGGCCGGAGCUGCUGGUCGUGGGCUCUCGGCCGGAGCUGGGGCACUGGGAGCCGUGCGGGGCCGUGCGCCUGAGGCCGGCGGGUACGGCGGCGGGCCCGGGGGCGCUGGCGCUGCAGGAGCCGGGCCUGUGGCUCGGGGAGGUGGAGCUGGAGGCGGCGCAGGACGGGGCGGAGCCGGGCCGCGUGGACACGUUCUGGUACAAGUUCCUGAAGCGCGAGCAGGGAGGAGCGCUCUCCUGGGAAGGCAAUGGGCCCCACCAUGACCGGUGCUAUACUUAUAAUGAAAGCAACUUGGUGGAUGGUGUUUAUUGCCUUCCAAUAGGACACUGGAUUGAGGCCACUGGGCACACCAAUGAGAUGAAGCACACAACAGACUUCUAUUUUAAUAUUGCAGGCCACCAAGCCAUGCAUUAUUCAAGAAUUCUACCCAAUAUCUGGCUGGGCAGCUGCCCUCGCCAAGUGGAACACGUAACCAUCAAACUGAAGCAUGAACUGGGGAUUACAGCUGUAAUGAAUUUCCAGACGGAAUGGGAUAUUGUACAGAAUUCCUCAGGCUGUAACCGCUACCCAGAACCCAUGACUCCAGACACUAUGAUUAGGCUUUAUAAGGAAGAAGGCUUGGUCUACAUCUGGAUGCCAACGCCAGAUAUGAGCACUGAAGGCCGCGUUCAGAUGCUGCCCCAGGCCGUGUGCCUCCUGCACGCGCUGCUGGAGAACGGACACACGGUGUACGUGCACUGCAACGCCGGCGUGGGCCGCUCCACCGCCGCAGUGUGCGGCUGGCUCCAGUACGUGCGCGGCUGGAAUCGCAGGAAGGUGCAGUACUUCCUUCUGGCCAAGAGGCCGGCUGUGUACAUCGAUGAAGACGCCUUGGCCCGGGCAGAGGAAGACUUUUAUCAGAAAUUUGGGAAGCUUCGUCCUUCCAUAUGCAGCGUGUAGGUGAUGGAACUGGCGCUCCCCCCACCCCACCUCCGGCCCCGUUCCCUUAGGAAGCCUGGGGUGGUGUUAGUAAAUGGCCUAGAAACCAAGAUUCUUCCUCCACUGGAAAGACUGACCUGCAUCUCCCCUGACCCGCCUUCUUUAGUCGGGAGGUAGCUUUCUGAUGUACUUUGGUUGAGCUGUAUCUUCUCUGAAAUAUAUUACAAAGGAAGCUGUGAUUGACACACGAGAAAAAUCCACACGCGGCUGGGCUGUGUAGUGUGGUUCCAGCAUCUGACAAAACAUCCACAUGCAGUUCUUUGUUGCACGGUCGCUGCUUUCUUGUGCUGUGAAGUCACGAUUCCCCUUGCUUGUUGCAUUGUGACCGCGUGUGGAAGAAAAGAGCGCGAGCCACAGUGUUGAUGCCAUCACUGUGUGUGUGCAUGUACACACACACGCACAUACACAUACACGCGCAGCUUUUCUGCUGUACUGAAAUGGAAUUAUAAAACGAGGAGCCUGAACUACGACAAAAUAAGAGCCCCAUAUGACCAAAAGCAAUGACUUUCUAGACUUUUUUUUUUUUUUGGAUCCUGCUUCCUAGUUGUUAUAGUGUGUUCCAAGGCCUUAACUUCCUUCUCUACCCACAACCUCAGUAGAAUUUUUGUCUCUAUUUGUUUUAACUGAGGCUCUGUGAGCAAAGAGCUUGCCCAAGGUCUCAGGGGUGUUCAGGGAGGAGCUGGAGUUUAUAACUAGGAUUCAGUGCUUUUUCCACACAACUUAUGAUUGGCCAGCAUACUGUGAUGAGUUCAGCAUUUCUCAGAGUAAGGUGAAUUUUUCUGCAGCAGUUCCUAUAGUGAGAAAUAAAACAGUGUUCUGAUCAGUUGCCAUAGAAUUCAGGGAGGUAUUUAUCCGAAUUUAAACCAUGGAGAGCUGUUCAAGGCCGGAGUGGCCUUGCAGAGUUCACAAGGGGAGCUGUUUUCCCAAAAGAUCUCAAAGUGCCAAAGUCUGCAGAAAAUGGUCCCACAGUUUAGGAGUGAUCCUGAUUUAGCUCUCAGUUUAAUACAAUACACAGUUACUGUGCCUCCAGACUAUGCAUUUGCUAUCCUGGUUCUAUAGAUAAUGCAAAGAUUAAUAAGAUCUUGCAUUCAAAAAGGCUCAUAGCCUAGAAACAGCCCCGUGUUCGAGUAGACUGCAGAGUUGAACUAGUAAUGAUAUGCCAGUGUGAGGAAGGGGAGGUAACUUAUUGGGUGCAUCUUAUGUGCUAGGUGCUUUACCAUCUGAUUCAUUCAGUCUUCAUGGUACCCUCUGAGGGAGUUUUUAUCAUCUCCAUUAUAUAAAUGGGGAAACUCAUUUAUAAGGCUCAGAGAGAUUAAAUCAAUUGUUCUCUAUCACACGGCGAAUAAAUAGAUGAAAUAAGAUACAAAGCUUGUUUUGUCUGAUUCAAAACCCUUACUUUUUCUAUUAAACUACAAUGCUUAUUUAUUUUUCUGUUCCUUUUCUUCCAUAAAUAUUUAUUGAUAGAUAUGAGAGACUCCGAUUUAGGAAGUAUGGGGAUAAGGAUGAAAGGCAAGUUCCACUGGAGUUCAGAGGAGGAAGAGGCAUCUUAUAACUGUGGAACUCAGGGGAGAUGGCAUUUAAUUGGGGCAAAGAAGGCUAGAGAGGACACAUGUAUUCUAGAAUUUGACAAAGUUAAAUGUAUAAGCCAGGAUUAAAUAUUGUUAAGUAUAGCUCUCUUGCUAAAAAAAGUAGCAAUAUUCUACUGUACGGCAUGGUGACCCAGUUGCACAUACA
Molecule: messenger RNA, 2885 nt
Organism: Phacochoerus africanus (Common warthog)
Lineage: Eukaryota; Metazoa; Chordata; Mammalia; Artiodactyla; Suidae
Gene: EPM2A
Product: EPM2A glucan phosphatase, laforin
Exons: 4
Coding region: 126-1112 (328 amino acids)
Biological process (GO): protein dephosphorylation
Cellular component (GO): nucleus; cytoplasm
Molecular function (GO): carbohydrate phosphatase activity; protein tyrosine/serine/threonine phosphatase activity; starch binding
Source: RefSeq, a predicted model, not a curated record